Messenger RNA from Cyclopterus lumpus (lumpfish), 2600 nucleotides. Its product is annotated as ubiquitin carboxyl-terminal hydrolase 47-like. Gene Ontology annotation, molecular function: cysteine-type deubiquitinase activity; cysteine-type endopeptidase activity. Gene Ontology annotation, cellular component: nucleus; cytosol. The coding region runs from base 248 to 1945 and encodes 565 amino acids. Lineage: Eukaryota; Metazoa; Chordata; Actinopteri; Perciformes; Cyclopteridae. Gene Ontology annotation, biological process: protein deubiquitination. The record is from RefSeq and is a predicted model, not a curated record. The transcript has 11 exons.
GCUGGAGCCCAGUGAGGCAGUGAGGUGUUCAUGCCAGUGUCUCCUCCUCCUCCUCCUCCUCCUCCUCCUCCUCCUCCUCCUGUCUCUCUGCGCCGGGGUCUUCCUCCUCCGACCCCCUCUUUGGUAUCGAAAGUGAAAGGGUUGAACGCGGAUAACCAGAUCGGCUGCUCGUCUGAAUCCGUACACCAGGAGAAGAAAAAAAAAAAAACUACAAAAAUCCUAAAAAUGUCAUUCAAAAGACGUCAUUAUGAAUCACGACCUUGUUGAAAGGUUCCGGGAGAAACUAGACAACUUCACCAUCUCAGAUUAUAAUGGGCUGCACAGUCCAGGUCUGACAUGCUAUUUGAACAGCGUUCUCCAGGUGCUCUUCAUGACCGAAGACUUCCGGGAGGCUGUGAAACGACGCUGCAGUGAAGAUUCCACAACCAUCGACCCACAGCUGAGAAGCCUAUUUGCUGAUUUACAGAAAAGUACGGCGAAAACAAAGAACCUGGUAAAAAAACUGGGGAUCACAAACGUGUACGAGCAACGGGACGCAGCGGAGUAUUUUGAGAAGAUUUUGUGUUUGACCAGUCCAGAGGCAGCCGCGACAUUCAAGGGGGAGCUGAAUCACAAGACCACGUGCCUCAAGUGCCAAGAGAGGAACGAUUCCAGGGUCUUCUUUUGGAUUCUGCCGCUUGCGGUGGAGGACUUGCGUCGUCAAACCUACAGCGUGGAGAACGGGCUGAAGGCAUUCUUCACGGGAGAAAAGGUCUGCGGGGACAACAAGGUGCACUGCAACCGGUGCAAUAAAAAACGAGAUGCAGUCUUCGGUUGCGAGAUGACACAACGUCCAACGGUUUUGACCCUCCUGCUGAAGAGAUUCAGCUUUGACGACAAGCGCAGGUGUUACGUGAAGCUUCACUGCAACGUGGAUGUCCCCCGAACUUUACACAUGGAGAGUUGUACAUACGACCUCUACGCGUUAGUUCACCACUUUGGGAAUCUAACAGGCGGUCAUUACACGGCACAGAUCAAGUCUUUCGAAACUCACGCAUGGUAUCACUUCAACGACCCCAUUGUUAACAGAGUCAUUCCACCAUUGUUUGGGGCCGGGAAUAACUCUUUGAGGUCUUGUACAGCUUACCUCCUCAUGUACCGGAAGGUUAGCAGACAUGCUGAAAAACCUGAUGAAGGCAACCGGCAGUCUGUCUGCACACGUGCAGAUGUUGAUGCUGAAGGAAGUCAAGACGAGGCAGAGAGAGGAGCUCUUGUACCUGAGCUACUGGAGGAUGAGAGCAGCGGCGGAGGGGGAAACUUGAAGCGCUCGAACAACGACAUAUUAAAGAAGUGUCACGGAGAUUCGGUUGCGAAAAAAGAGACACACUUUUCUUGUGAACAGAAUGAACAGCUGAACCCGAGAGCGGCGCGGGUGAGGCCGCACGAAGGGGUGUUACCUCAAACAGACAGCGGAGCAGAUGGAGAGGGCUGCAGACCAGGGCUGCAAACACAAAAGGCACAUUUAGCUAUGCUACAAAAAGAUGGUCAUGAUAGUCGCCUUACAAGAAAUGGAGCCAAACCUCAGGAAUGUAAAGUUUUGAAAAACAAAAGGGAGGCAGUAACAGAGGUAAAACAGAAAAAAGAGGCGCGUUUCAGUGCAGAUGUGUGUGAUUCUGAUCUAAAGUCACCUCACGUUUCCUCCAACGGCGUUGCUUCUUCGACACAUCCAAAGCCGCAAUUUAGCACGCGCCAACCCGCUGGGUGUGGCUCUUCACCAAACCUCUACUUAAAACUAAUCAGUCCAGCGGGAGACGAGGAGGAAAUGCAGCACGCUGCGACGGCAGACGGCAGCUGGAAACUGGCGACCACACACACUGGGAAAAGCGGAGAAAUGAGUGCAAGUCCCAGAGCGAGAAGAACGGCUGCAGAGAGCAAUGACAAAUUCAAAAGAGAGCCAUGGAGGUGAAGAAUGAAUAAGGGAUGCGCGAAUUGCCACUGGAAAUAACUUAUUUGAUGCAGGACUCAUGCAAACCUAAUUCUUUUGACACUGUUGUGUUUUGUUUUGCACCUCAGGGCCCACCCCCAGCUCCUUUUGAGUAGAAAAGACUCCCACCUGCUGUCUAAACGUGGAAUCUUACACAUGUCUGCCUUUUAUUUAUGUAGGUCAACGUAUCUAUUGUCUUAAUUCUAACAUUUCAAGACCUAUUUUAAAAAUCAAUGUAUGUUUUUCUUACUUUUUGUUGUUUGUUAGACUACUUUCCCCGUCUUAAAAAAACGUGACAUCAUUGUUCAGUGUUAUUUUGGGAUUAAUAAUAUUGUAAAAUACUGUCAAUUUGACUUUUUCAUAAUUUUAUAUCUUCAUAAACACAAGUUCAAAUACAUACAAAAACAAAAUGUGUACAUUUUUGCACAUUUACAUUUUAGAGGUUUACAUUGACAUCCACUCUUAAGUCAGUGAGCGUAAGGUGACUUUGUAAAGAAGUAUCUAUGUAUUUGUUGUAUAAAAUGGAAUAACUCAAAGUAUCUCAACAUUGCACUUAAAUACACUAUUGAGUAAAUGUACAUUAUACCACUGAUUAAACUGCAAAAUAAAUGUUGUUCACCUAUUUAUUUGAAUAUAA